Messenger RNA from Xenopus laevis (African clawed frog), 7336 nucleotides. It is a transcript of the gene wnk2.S, whose product is annotated as serine/threonine-protein kinase WNK2. The record is from RefSeq and is a predicted model, not a curated record. NCBI's taxonomy places the organism in Eukaryota, Metazoa, Chordata, Amphibia, Anura, Pipidae. The transcript is spliced from 25 exons. Bases 438 to 6554 code for a protein of 2038 amino acids.
GGGAAGCGUGUGGAGUCGGGGAUUGGGGCGUCUGUGGGGGGGCAGUGAGUCCUGGGGGGGCAGGAGACAAGUGUUUAUGUGACAAAGGCCUGAGAUAUUGUCAGUCCCAGACUGGUAGUGAGGGGGUUAAUCUGAGUCAUCACUGACCCCCCCCACUGCACCUUCACAAUCUCAUUUAUAUUUAAUGGGACCUUCUCCUCCUCAGACACCGACACCCCCGCACCCCCUGAGCUGAGCCCCCACACCAGAGGGGUCUGUAACGGUGUCUUUGCCUCCCGCAGGGAAUCCCAAGUGGGUCGUUGAGCAGAGAGUGGGGGGGCUACAAUUCAUGCGUCACUGCCCCCCCCCCGCGUGUCAAUCUAUUGAGUUUCCCAGGAGGGACCAUGACUCCAGCAUCCGGGGGCCAUUGGAUGGAUCUGCCCCCCCAAUAGGAUCUGAUGGAAAGCAGAGCAGGUGCCGCGUCAUGUCUGGGCCCCCCCAGUAACACUAAGCCCCCCAGUGACCAGCCUGAGCCCCCCAGAGAAAGAGGGGGGGCGAGUGCGAUGCUGAACUGUAACGUCUCUCCCAGAGUCAAGUUAAGGUUCCUCAGAAGGUUUGUCCUGGACUCGGACCCAGACGAGCCCCCCCCUGUGUUGGAUUUAACUGGGCCCCACAACAAGCUCAUCCCCAUCUCCAGGGCACGGAGAGCCAUUGCCAAGAAGUCUCAGGGGGUCAGCGACCCGGGACUGGACAAUGAAGUCUCCGAAUCUAAAGGUUCUUCUACUAAAGGGGGCGACGCAAAAGCAGAACCGGAUCAACCCGGGGACCCUGAGAAUAAAGAGAAAGCGGAAACCCCCCAAGAUGUCCCAAAGUGCAGAAAAGAGAAGGAAGAGGAGGAUGAGGAGGAGGCCGAUAUAAAGGCCGUCUCUACCUCUCCCCAUGGAAGGUUUCUGAAGUUUGAUAUUGAAAUAGGAAGAGGCUCCUUUAAGACGGUCUAUAAGGGGUUGGACACGGACACGUGGGUGGAGGUGGCCUGGUGUGAGUUGCAGGACCGUAAAUUAACCAAAUUAGAGCGUCAGAGGUUUAAGGAGGAAGCGGAGAUGUUAAAGGGGCUACAGCACCCCAAUAUCGUCCGUUUCUAUGACUUCUGGGAAUCCUGUCUGAAAGGAAAGAAGUGCAUCGUACUCGUGACGGAACUCAUGACAUCAGGGACACUAAAAACAUACUUGAAGAGAUUUAAGGUGAUGAAGCCAAAGGUCCUGCGCAGUUGGUGCCGGCAGAUCCUGAAAGGGUUAAUGUUCCUGCACACGCGAACCCCUCCCAUCAUCCACCGGGACCUCAAAUGCGACAACAUCUUCAUCACGGGACCCACCGGCUCGGUGAAAAUCGGAGACCUCGGCCUGGCGACCCUGAAACGCGCCUCCUUCGCAAAGAGCGUAAUAGGGACCCCCGAGUUCAUGGCCCCCGAAAUGUACGAAGAACAUUAUGACGAAUUAGUGGAUGUUUACGCAUUUGGGAUGUGCAUGCUGGAAAUGGCGACCUCGGAAUAUCCGUACUCGGAAUGCCAGAACGCCGCGCAGAUCUACCGGAAAGUGACCAGCGGGGUGAAACCGGCGAGCUUCGAUAAAGUGGCGGAUCCGGAGAUCAAGGAAAUCAUCGGCGAGUGCAUCUGUAAGAAUAAAGAGGAGAGAUACGAAAUUAAAGACUUACUAAGCCACGCCUUCUUUGCGGAAGACACGGGGGUGCGGGUGGAGCUGGCGGAGGAAGACAACGGUAGAAAAUCCUCUAUUGCUUUACGGCUGUGGGUGGAAGAUCCAAAGAAGCUGAAAGUCAAACCCAAAGAUAAUGGCGCCAUUGAGUUCACUUUUGAUCUGGAGAAGGAAACUCCUGAGGAUGUUGCACAAGAGAUGGUAGAAUCCGGGUUCUUCCAUGAGAGCGACGUGAAGAUCGUGGGCAAAUCAAUAAGAGAUCGAGUAGCGCUGAUCCAGUGGAGGAGAGAGAGGAUCUGUCCAGGGAACGGUGAGAAUGAGAUCUCGGAGAAGAUGCCGGUAGUGCAGCUGCCACUCAUCCCAUUGGCAAACUCUUCCCAAAUUGCCCAACACAUCCCCUCUGAGCCCGAGGAACUGGACACCAACCAGCACUUGUUUCACAACAAUCUCACAACCAACAUCACAUCCAUUGCCUCCGACGGCACAUUUGACAGCGGCCAGGGCUCGGCUGUAUAUCCGGAAUCUCAGCAAAGUGUCAUCUAUUCCUCUCUGCCAGACUCUCUGCCUCCGGCCAUCCAGAGGGUCUACAGCCCCCCCAUCAUGGAGGGUCAGACUGUGCCGCAAACCCAGCAUUUUGGGCAGUACCAGCCUCCCCCCACGCCUGGGAUUCAAGUUGCUACUGGCUCCCUUCCAUCUCUAAGUCAGCAUUACCAAGAUCCCAAUGCCCAGUACCCGGUGGUGCAAGGAAAUACCAUUCCUGCUGUGCAGUUUGCUCAGUUGCAGCCAGGGUUACCCAGCCAGCUUCCUCCGUACCCCCACAUUCCAGCAGUUACUUCUCUCACAGGAUUUGAGACUCUCCCCGCCAAUCUCUCUGACUUUCCUGCUGUCUGUAUCACCCCGCUACCUGCCCCCUGUCAGUACUUGCCUCCAGGCGUGGUGGUGGCCAAUGUUCCUAUGACCCCUGCAGUAGCCCCACCUCUGCCUAUGCAAGCCAUCAAUCCCCAGUUGGUGCUGCCAUAUGAGACUAACAUAGUCCAAAAUCUGCUGGUGGGCACCGUUCCAUUACUGGCCAUGGCAGCAGCUGGUGUGCAAAUGUUACCCACCCCACAGGUCAUUUCCCAAAACCCCCAAGUUCAGCCGCUCCAGGCAUCCUACCCACCCAUCAUUCAGAGUGAUGUUCCUUCUCAAAAUGUCUCCCAACAAGUAACAGCUCCACCUCCUCAACGCCACCAUCUGAAAACUGCUCAUCCCUCUGACCAGGCCUCGGCCGGGACAAGUAACCAGGCUGUUGGUCUCCCCCAGCCUCCUCUGGACGUGGCAGUUGCAAUGAUGUCACCACCAGUGCAGUUUACAGGAGAACUUGCCCCUCAGGACCACAUCACCCCUGCAUCGUACAAACACACAGAUGUACCUGCGACUCCCCAGACUGAGGGUCAUCAGCCCAAAACUUCACUGCCACCAGCCCAUCAAACUCACUACCAAUCCCAACGGCCUUCUGGGGAGACCAGCACAGAGGAGCCGCCUGUGCAGGAAAAUCUAGUGAGCUCAACACAAAGUUGUGAUAACUAUGCAGGUUCAGAUGCAGCAUCUGGUAGGGAGAUGAGUGAUGGGGGAGAAGGGGUUCAUGGAAAACCAACCAAAAAGCAUCACCGAAGGUCUUCCCGGACCCGAUCCCGCUCCCGCCAAGAGAAGGCUAAUAAACCCAAGCUGACUAUUCUUAAUGUUAGUAAUACUGGUGAUAAGAUGGUGGAAUGUCAGUUGGAGACACACAACCAUAAAAUGGUAACGUUCAAAUUUGAUUUGGAUGGCGAUGCACCGGAUGAGAUUGCCACAUACAUGGUGGAGAAUGGAUUUAUUCUGCAGAUGGAGAAGGAGAUCUUUAUUGAGCAAAUGAAGGAUGUUAUAGACAAGGCGGAAGACAUGUUAAGUGAAGAUACGGAGGGGGAGAGAAGCUCGGACCAAGCUGCGAGUCUUCAGAAAGUGGAUUCUCAUGGGAAAGAGACGAGUGAGGAAAAGGCCCCGAGUCAAAUGAAAACUCCGGUUUAUCAACAAAAUGUUCUACAUACUGGGAAGCGGUGGUUUAUUAUAUGUCCAGUGGCAGAAACUGCCGGUUCCUCCCUGCCAGAAAUGCCCCUAACUCCCUUAAUUACCCAGCAGCCAACAGACCUCAAAGAUCCGACAGUCUGCGAGGAGUCCGUAUUUGCUACAAAUGCCGAUAAGUCAGAUCUUGCUGUGACGCAGAACAUACUGUGUGACAAUGCCAGCGCCAUUCCUGCCUCAAGGACACAAUCUUCUUCUACAAUAUCUUCCUCAGAUCUGCAAACCCAGACAGAACUGUCUAUUUCUGCUCUUCCUGAGUCUCUCUCAUUCCUCCAAGAAGAACAGAGUCAUUUCAGUCCUCCUGCAGUUACACAGCCUCUAAUGGACUCUACUGCAGCCUCUCUUCUUUAUGAGGCUGACAGAGCGGAGGCCUGUGAGAGCCUGGAGCCCGAAAAGAAACCUAGUUCUCCAACUACUGAUCCAGCUUCCAGCAAAGUAAAUUUAACAGAACCGGCACAAGCAGUCAUUUCCCUUUCCAAAGAAGACAGACUGGCUGCUCACCAAGAACAAACUGUAGAUCUACCCCCAGAGCAGAAUUCAUUGUAUGUAUCCAGUAUUGGUUCUCCUCUUGUGAACUCUAUCAAACCAGAUGUCCCCAUGCCCAGUUCCUUGGCUCCUCAGGAAUGCCAGCCACACCCUGAUUCUGAUAUUUCCACACCACUGAAACCCGUGCCAGCUGCUAAUCAGUCUCUGGUUCUACCAGUUGGUAGCUCAUCUUGCCCACAGCCUAGUAUUAGUGAGUCGGAUGGGGAAGGCCCCCCAAGGGUAGAGUUUGCUGAUGACACUAUUAAAAGCUUAGAUGAAAAGCUUCGCACUUUGUUGUACCAGGAAUACGCCCCUGCCAAUGUUUCUGCCGGAACCCCAGACAACUGUUCUGAAGCAGAAAGUGGAGCAGAGGGAAUUCAUGGGCAGCCGGGUAAUGGAGAGACCGUCACUGAAUCCAGAAACCUCUCCCAGUCCAUCUCUGAGCCCCAAGUGAAAGCAACGGAACUCGGUGGGAUUGUCACUGAGAAAAGUGCCAACGAUUUACCAAACCACAAGAUUCAGACUGCACCUCCAAACCAUUCCCAGAGGAGGGAUUCUGGCACCCGGAAGACUCUGAAAGAAAGUGCCGAUGACGCUUCUCCAAAAAGGAGGGAGACUCCUGACAAGUCCUCCAAAAGCAUUGGCAGGUUCUCCCUUGUGAGCACAGAAGAUGACGUCACAAUGAUCUCUCUAAAUUACAUGAGAUUUUCAGCCCCACCAGAUGUCUACCUGGAUCAAUCUCCACCACAACCAGCCAAGCCCUCUGUCCCUAGAUCUCACACCUCAUCCCCCAUCAGCUCUCUGUUCUGUGGCCAUGUUUCCAGUGAUUCUGAAAAUGAUGUCCCUCACUCCAAAUCCAAAGAUGCUCUGCCAUCUACCCCCAGUAAAGGGGGCACCAACGACUUCAUGAAGAAGGCAGCUGCUUUCUUGCAUCGCUCUGGAAAGGCCAGUACCCAAAGCCCAGACUCUACGAAAGGCCAAGUCAUAAAAAUCCCUUCCAUAAACGUGACUUCUUUCCAUUCGCAGUCCUCCUAUAUGAGCAGUGACAAUGACUCAGAGUUUGAAGAUGCCGACAUGAAGAAGCAACUGCAGAGCCUCCGGGAAAAGCACAUUAAAGAAGUAACUGAACUGCAAGUGCAGCAGAAGAAGGAGAUUGAGGCCUUAUACCUUAGGCUGGGGAAGCCUCUGCCGCCCAAUGUGGGAUUCCCGCAUGCGGCACCCCCUAGUGGCCGCCGGAGGAGGAUCAGCAAAAAUAAGCUGAAAACUGGCAAACUGCUCAAUCCGUUGGUGCAGCAGUUAAAGAAUUCAACCAACAGUCCAAGUCGCAUUUCCCCAGAAUGCAAUGGUUCCCCUGCUAAGGAUCCUGCGAAGCUUCUCGCAGGCUGCACUGCAGGAACCUCGCCAAGCCAUGUUGUACAGACGCAGCAGCCUUGCUCUGUGAAGGUCACCAUGUCGUCCGAUAAUAUCUGUUGUGGGGUCGUCCGGGACGGUGUCGAUGUGCAGAGCAGUUCAAGCCAAGGCUGGACGGUUUACCACCAAACGUCUGAGAGAGUCACCUAUAAAUCUAGUAGCAAACCUCGUACCCGAUUCCUCAGUGGACCUGUGUCUCUGUCCAUCUGGUCCACCCUGAAACGCCUGUGUUUAGGCAAAGAUCACAGUAGUAGAUCUUCGACAAGCAGCCUUGCAACUGCCCCCGAGGCCUCAGCGCUGCCACCGAUGAACAUGCAACCAAUCCAACCGCAGGCCAAUAACAGCAAUAACAACAAGAAAGGAAUGUUCACGGAUGACCUUCACAAGUUGGUGGAUGAGUGGGCCUGCAAAACUGUUGGUGUGGCACACUUUAAACCAUCGUUGAACCAACUAAAGCAGUACCAGCAGAGACAAGAUCUGGAGCCUAAGUCUAAGCCCAACGACCUGUGCGACAUGAAUUGUGCCGUGCCAGAGUCCAGAAAGAGAUACAGCAUUCCUAUGGCUGCCCCUUCAUCUGUACCACUGGCUUCAGUCCACUCCUCCUCUGUCCCAGUAACAGUUCCAGAAGCUGUGCAGCCUGGUACCUUUAUGAUGCCCUUUUGUCCAUAUGCAGCACCAAUGUACAACAUGCCCUGGGCAGGAGCUGCUGAGCAUGGGACUGCAGGCAAUCAGAUCAUUUCCCAAGUAACCCCGAUAGGCAACCAAAUAUUCCCUGUGGCACUGCAGCACUCAGGUCUGCAUCCUGCUGGAUCCAACAUGCGGAUUACGUAGUUCAUUGCCUUGUUUCCUUUUAGUUUCAGCUUUAAAAGUGUUUGAGCCAAUCAGCUUCAUGCUAUUUAUUAUUUUCUAUAUUUUCCCCCUCCAUUAGUGUUUUCAAGGCCUGCUGUGCAGUGCAAUUAUAUUGCAGCGCUUUUACGCCAUAUAAAGGUUAUUUGGAGACCGUGUCUUGCUGGUAUCCAGUCCAAGCCAAACGCUCACCUAAGCACCACCCACAUCACUGUGAAAGUCCGCCAGCUAGUCACAUGAUCACAGCAACAGCCCCUCCCUACUGCUGCAAACACUUCUGUACUUCGAUUUCCCACAAUCCUUUAUGUAAACUGCCCUUUCUGCUCCAAUUCUGGGUGGUUUAGUGCCUUGAGAUGUCUGAAAGGAUCUGUGAAAAAGCUUGAAAAGCAGGUUUUUAUUUUUAACUCCAAUUUUUAAUUUAGAUGUUGUGGUUUUAGCAACAAGCACUGCAGGCUUACGCUGGAAUACCUGCUGCAUGUCUGGCAGUCAUCAGUAUUUAUUUACAGCCCCUGUAUGAUGGCAAAAACCUCCCAAAUCAGCAAUUGUAUGAAAUGUGGUUAUUUGGGGGGUUUUCGGAGCCACAGAAAACUUUGAAUCUUGGAGCCAUUGUAGCUCAGAAAGACUGAGUGAUUGUUUUAGAGGUUAUGGGCCGCUACUGGUCAGCUUGGGGCGUCUUUCUUAGAAUUUUCCUGCUGGUUUCUGGUUUUAAUUCAAAUUUAGUUUUAACGAAACGGUGCCCGUGCCUUUUAACUGCUGCCACUUUUUUU